Messenger RNA from Lymnaea stagnalis (great pond snail), 9601 nucleotides. Lineage: Eukaryota; Metazoa; Mollusca; Gastropoda; Lymnaeidae. The record is from the annotation of a GenBank genome assembly.
AUUUGGUUGUACUCCAGCUUAAUCAGCUGCUCUGUUUACAAUGGCCAGAAAGAAAGAGAUAACGACGUAACUAUGAACAAGACAAACCCUCGUUGAUAAUGACCAGGGGAUAACUGAUAAAAGUCACGCGCUUUAUUUUCCAUUAUAAUUCAUUAUAAGCUUCCUGGGAGAUAUAUACUUUCCAAAAUGGUCAGUUUGUCAAGUCAAAACACUCAUGCUGGAGUAAGUUCAUUCGACGACGACACGACUCACGAGUCGUGAAAAUCUUCUUUUUAUUAACUUUUUAUGUACUUACUAUACAGUAGUUAUUAUACAUUUUUAUACUUACUAUACAGUAGUAUACUAUACUAUACUUACUUCUAAGUUAACUAAAAUUCUGUAAUAGUCACUUAUCAACACAACUAAUUCACUACUAAUAAAUUUUAACCUUUAUUUUUGUUUAGUAAUUUGGUAAAAGUAGGCCAUACUCCAGAUGUCUCAUUCUAAGAUUUUAAUUUUAACAAGGCUAAUACUAAUGGCAAUGUUUUUAAUUAAAAUAGUUAUAGUUAUUUGUAGGCAUGGGCCUAUAGUCCAUUAUCAUUGUCUAUCAUGCCAUAGUCUUUUGACAACAUUAUCAUUAUGUAAUGGGCAUACACUGGUUGGUUCAUCAUUGUUCAUGAUCAUGGUACUGGUAAAAGUAAUAGUUAUAAAUUAUAAGUAUAAGUUAUUAGUAAUAAAAUAUACUAUACCAAUACCACACUCUACUUCUCUAGUGGGGAGGUUAAUAUUAAUAUGGACAAUAUGUUUUUUUUUUAAAAUAUGAAGUUACUGGGUGGGGAAAGUUGAGCCCUGGGACUAUCUACGAGGACUCAAAAUGUCAUUCAUUGUUGCAACACACAGCAUAGGAACAAUAAAUUCAACACUUCCUAUUUCUGCAGUUCACAGACAAUACACCAUUGUCAUCAGAAUACAGCUAAAUCUAAAAAAAGUAUUGAAAUAUUUAAUAAAAUAAAUAAUUUUGUCAAUUUCGGCUUUACGAUGCCACGCCAAGUUUCUGUGGAUGAAUGACACACUUUUGUUUAGUCCCAUACUGUUACUAGAGUUCACUAUUAAUUUUGUAUAAAUUAACACGCCGAUGGAAAGUUUUGAUUGAUGAAUUUUUUAAAUACAUAUUUAAGUUUAAUUAAUAUCUGUAGUACCGGUAUUGAAAAAAACAUUGUCCUUCUCGUUUUUGCUGGCAUGGAGUGGAUUUUCAAUUUAUUUUAUAUGUAUUGGGUUUAAUUUAUGGUGCAACCUGUAAAACAGUGUUUAAAAGUUUAUUUCCUAAAAGUAUAAGUUGGUUUUUUAACAUACCGGGUAUUGAAUAUUUUAAAAAUAAUUUUAAUCUUUUUAUACACUUUUAUGCUUUUCUCAAUAGAGUGCUAAACUACAGCACUGGAAUGUCUGGUUUGAGGGCUUAGGUUAGGUAUAUUUGGUAUAGUUAUAGAUUUUGGGUUUUAAAAUUUACAAGACAGACUUUCACAUUAUUUUCAUGACAGGUACAUUCAGUGUUCUGGCUGGUUAGAGUCAUCGAUUUUAGGGUUGAAUUUUUAUCGAAAAAUAAUUAUUUAAUCAAAUUUGAAUGCUUUAUGGUUAUUUUUAAUGUUUUUUUUCAUUUAAAAUUUGUUAAUUUUUCAAUUAAUUACUAAAUGGUUUUUAAUAGCAUUUUUAUGCAAUGCAAAAUUUUAAAAAUGUCUUUUUAAAAACAUUUUUUGUUUAAAAAAAGUAACCCAUUCUAAUUAUUGUCCUUAUUUUCAUUUGUUUCAGUAAUUAUUGGUAGUGAAAACACACAUUUUCCCCUCCCCAUUUUUACUCCUCAUUGUGCAUUACUUUUUCUUUUUUGACAAGUCUGCAACAAAGGUGGUAUCUGUGUCAAAAAAAAAAUGAAGUGUACAAGACUGGUAAACUGAUAGCAUAAAUUUACCAGACAUGUAUAUACUUUCAUUGCGCAGUAUAUAAGCAAACCCACAACUGAGAAUAAUUGAAGGGAAGGUUAAUUUGCAGAUACUCAUUAAUUUGCAAAUAGGGAGUCUUCAUGCAAAUUUGAAAGACACAAUCAAUAAAAUUGCUAUGCGCCUGACAUCUUGUUUAUUGGCAGUAAAUAAGGUCUUAUUUGAAUGGAUGUAAAUAACAAAGUAAAAAUGUAUUUACCAAGUCUAAACAAAUUGGUAUGAAUCCAUUUGGAAACAAUGGCUACAGUUUGUUUUUUCCUUUUUAAAAUUAAAAAUAGCAAAAUAUAACAAGUCAUUGUUUAACUUUGUCCUCAGUAUAAAAAUACUGGUAAAUGAAAUAGUCAUGAUAAGAAACAAUGUUAUUAAGGGUCUAUGCUUUAAAAAAACCCUUCAUAUAAAAUGUCUGAAAACAUGGGUACACUUCCACUUGUUCACUAAAAUUGUGUGCAGACAGAAUCCAGUAGCUUAAAAAUGUACUUGUGCUACUUUUUAAUUAUUAUUCAGUCCUCUUUCACCCUAAAAACAUCAAUAUCACUUGCUACAUUAAUUACAAAGAGGUCUGCAUCCAUCUUGUCCACUGUUUCAUCUUCUAACUUAAAUACUAAGGACUUGGAAAUCCAUGCUCAACUUUUGACACUCCCUACUUAUUAACCAACAAUAAUGAAAUAUGCAGGAUUUUUUUAAUGAAGAAUAAUAAUAAUGUGCUCAUAGGAAUAGCAGUAAACUUAAACAGUCAUCUACUAUAUGGGGGUUUUGGUGCCCUGACACAUGUAAUACAUAAAAAUAUGGUACAUGGGAAAUUAGGCACAUGUAUCCUGGAAAUUGGAAGACAAACCAUGUAAAGGCUUUAAAUAGGAGACAUUGAAGUAGUAAGAAGUAAGAAAUAACAAUGGAAUGUUAUUAUUUUAUCAGUAACAGACAGUUUUCUAUUUUCUGUUACUGGUAAAAAUGUUAAAAUGGCACACAUAUUUCAAGAAAGAAAAAAAGGUUAAUCUCAACGCUGGGCUAAUCAACCAAUUUGUUUAACUGAUCUGCAGGGAUAUUUUGGCUUCUCUGAUGACCGUCCAACUCUUUACUCCACCAACACAGCAGACGAUGACCUUAUCAUUGACCACAUUGAGCUGGUUGCCAGCCCAGAAAUGUCUCACAAACCAAUUAGAACUGCAUGGGCCAUCAUUUUAGCCAAGAUCCUUUAUGUGAGUAAUUUAAUUAUUAGUUCUUGCUUUUAUACUUUGAGUUAUUACAUAUAUGUAAAAGUUUAAGCCAUUAUUGCCAGCAUAUUUUAUUCUGUAGUCUUCAUUUUAUGGGCAAUUUUACCAAUUUUUUAUGGAUUACAUACACCAUAGUGUGCUGGGUCGUUGAGUGGUCUAAACUGAAUCAAUCCCAAGCUAAUGGACUCAUUCAAUCCCCAUCAAAAGCAAAAAUAAAACAUCACCAGCACCCUAGGUGUAUGGGACUCAUUAACCUUGGAUGGCAACUCAUCUAACAGAAGGCAAACUCUGAAAUCCAACCUAGAGAUGGUGUCCAGUAGGCUGUAUGACAUUGACACUAUAAAAAUUCUUACAACUCCUGCGACAUAGAACUCAUAAAGAGCACAUUGAAACACACAAGACAAACUUCUGGUCAUUUACUGCAUCCUGGUAUAUUUCCAAAUUCCAGUCGAUUGGACUUAGUCUUGCCACUGGAACAAGACAAGCUCAAGUCAAGACUACUUCUCAAGUCGAAUAUUGCCUUGAUCAUCUUUGGGUGCAAAGGAUAAAGAGUAAAAAAGAAAUAACAUACACCACAGAGAUCUAUCCUCUUAGAUUAAUUUUCUCUUGACAUUUGCAAACUAAAAGUUGAAUUUGAUAUUUCAGGUUGCCCUUUGUGUCUCAGCAUAUUUGGUGCCGUUAUUCUGUGAUUCGAACCAAUGUGGAGAAGAUUCCAUUUCCUUGACCAUGUACAUUCAUGGAGGAAUGUGGUUUGUUUUAUUUUUUCUGGAUAGAUACUUACUAGCAAAGCACAAUGAAAGCAGGAUGAAUGGAUACCUGGAUUUCUAUAGAAAAACACGGAACAUCCGCCGAGUGCCCUUCAUGAUAAACUCUUGUGGUAAGCCAAGAUUUCUAUCAGCAUUACAGUAGAGAAUCUGGACCCUUAGUUUUACCAAACAUAGAGAAUCUGGACCCUUAGUUUUACCAAACAUAGAGAAUCUGGACCCUUAGUUUUACCAAACAUAGAGAAUCUGGACCCUUAGUUUUACCAAACAUUUUCACAUUUGGUAUUCAUCGUUUGAUUGUAAAUAUAUUCUUGUCAUCUAAUUAACCUGAUUUUCAUCUGGAAAAAUUACAAAAUUUUAAAUUGACAAUUUCUUGUAUUACUUUUGUGUCUUUCCAGCCAAUGCCAUCGGUGUGAUCGUCCUGAAGGUGUUAGAUCAACACUGCGGAAAAGUACAGUGUAAAUUUCUCAAGACAACAACAUACAUCCAGAUAUUAGUUAGUGCUGAGUGUGCCAUUGCCAUUAUUGUUCUCAUUGUCUAUUUAGGUAGGUAGCUUUGUGAAAUGUAUUUCAUGUUUCCAGAUAAAAAUUUAUUAAGUUUUUAAGUUUUUAAUCAACUGUGAAGGUUGGCAAAAAAAUUUAAUGCAUUUUUUCAUUAUGUUAGCUAAAUUCAAAAAAGCAUCACACAUAGACGAAGAGCUCUAUUCUAAAAAUUAAAGUCUUGCCGCAUGAUACAAUAUUAAGAGAAGCCAAAGUAAAGCCAAUGUUAAAUUUUUUUUUUCAUAUUGCUUAGGCAAGGAGUAAUCUUUUAUUUUAAGUGGCUUAAUUUAAGUACUUCAUCAUUGUUGUACAAUUAAGAAUUCUAACAACCAAAGAGUUGGGGGAAAAUGCAAUACAACAAAAUAAAACAACCAUUUAUAAAUGCAAUUCAAUAUAUUUCAUAUAAUUAUCUCCCAAAUAAAUUUUAUCUUUUCUGAUUAUUUUUUUGCCUUGGAAUUAGCCUGAUGACAUUUUGGAUUUGUUAGGUUUAAAAGGAUUUGUAAAAAUCACAACAUUUCUAAGUUUGACCCAGUUUCAAGCACAAUGUUAAUGGAAGAGAACUUCGUCUUCAUUUCUUAUACUAAAUUGUAAUAUACCUUAGUUGUUUUGUAAUGUCAUUCGAUGGGAAAAGUUAUAGAACCAAGAGCCCAAGGUGUCACUGACUCCGUUACAUUUGUACUUUAUUUGAUCCUUGCUCUAGUUCACACUGUGAGAUUUAACCAAAAGAAAGCGUUACCAGAUGUGACACAGGAGGAGUUGAUGACCAGCUUUGUUAAUUCACAUUCAUCAGCAGAUGUUGGGUACAGGUAGGAAAGUAUUUUUUUUAACCCAGUCGCAUAAAGAAGGUGGGGCAAGACAUGGGAUGUACUGUUGGGUGCCACUUUGAUGCCCUUGGUUCCUGGGGAAAAUAUGACUAGCAAGCAAAUAAAAUGACACAAUUAUAAAAUUAUAUUUUUUUAAAUCUAAAUUUGUCUGUUAAUAGUCCUAUUCUAUUAUAAAAUGUAUCACAGGGAGAAAAUUGUCUUAGAAUAGCAUUUUAGAAUCAGCAUAGUAGAAAGCAUUGUAGAAUUAGCUUAGUAGAAUUGCAUAGUAAAAUUGGCUGGCUGACAAAUAACUGUUAAAACCUAAUAAAAUAGUUCCUGAUAAGAUCUUUGCCUGUAUUGACUAAGCUAAAAUACUGCAAGGUAGUCCUGCUUACUCAGCUGUCCUUAUGUUAAAACAUACUUGUAAAAAAUAGGCUUUAAAAUCUUGAUAGAGGCUUGAUUUAAGCUCUGUCAUGCCAUAUGUCCUCUGAAAACUCAUAUUUGUAUAUAACCUUUAAUUAAAUUGGUAUUAAAAGACAUUUAUUGCAAAACCGAGGUUCAUCUAUUUUGUAGCUGAUACUGAACUACAUUACUUUCAUUCCAAUGCCCCAUAAAAAUAAAAUUGAUGUAUUUGGAAAUAUUCUGCUAUUGUCAACUGAAAAAUUUGUGCUCGUUUAUGAUAAUUAAAGAAGGACUGGUUCAAGCUGUGCGAAGGAAAUAGGACAAGGUCUGUGUAAGCUUGAAACGUUACACUUUUGUUGUCUUAUCUUUUAAGUUUUUAUUUCAAGCUUGCACAUACCUUGCCCUGCCAUUUCCUUCACUUAUUGUAUUGGCACAUUUGAAUAAAUAGUAUUCACAUAAUUUCUACUGUCUUUGCCAGAAAUGAAAAUUAUAUAGACCAAGUAAUGGAGAAACAGGCAGAUAUGAUCCGAUAUCUCAGGCAGCAUACGGAAAACCUGGCAAGGCGCAACUUAGCACUCCAAGGAGAAAUAAACAAGAUGAAAGGCAUGCGGUUAGAGGGCAGUAUCAAUGGUGCGUUUUAGGAUCAUUUCUCAUCUUGAUCAUUCAUUUCUCAUUUUGAUCGCUCAUUUCACAUCUUGAUUACAGGUAUUCAUUUUGACAGUGAGUGAAUGUAGUGUGUAUAUUUCACAAGAUGGAGUUGGGUUUCCCUAGCUGCAGAUGUAUAAUAGUAUUUAUUGAACUCUUAAAUCUGGAACGUGUAUUUUUAAAAAAACAAAAAAACAAAUGUUACUGAUGUAAAUAACAGUUGAUGAUUGUGACAUUCAAUUUAGAAUUUCUAGCUAUAAUUGUAGAAUUCUUUCUAAAGACAUCAACCAAAAAAUGUGCAAAAAAAAUUGUGAUAUUUAAAUUGUACAUUUAUAUUCAUAUGUGUACUGCAAGAGUGUAAAUCAAGAUGCUCUUAGUUAAAAAAAUUAUUUUUUUAAAAAUCUGUUAAAAAAUGUUGAUGUUUUUUUAUUUAUACAGACUUCCAGUCCGUAUUUUUAACUGUCUUUAAUAAGAAAAGAAUAGAGCAUUGCCAAUAACAUGAAAUUAUUAUUAGAAUGCUGACAGUCAGUUUGAUUUCAUGAAUUUUAAUUAGAAUUGCUGUAAAGGAGAUCAAACUGUUUAUAUAUACAAGUGUAAAUACUUAUAUACCUGAUUGUUUACUUUUUUAAGCAUGAAGCUGUAAAAAGUUUUAUCAAAAUUACCCAAAUUUAUAACAUACAAUUAGUCUGAAAAUGAAUUUCAUUUGUUUUGGGUUUGAGAAUGCCUUUGAAACAAGUUGUGUUGUCCAAGAUGAGUCUGAGGAUCAUUCAGAUCCCCAACAUUAUUUAUUUAUUCAUUAAGUAAUAAAUUCAUUAAUUUUUAAAUCCUCUGUAUUAACCUCUUCGCUACCGAUGACGUUGACGUGACGUCACGUAACGUCACGAUCAUCCACUUUCAGUUACCAAGGGCGUCACAUUGUCGUCAUGACAUGGGGCAAAGAACUUUUCUGAAAUACCAAGGAAGUCACGUCGGCGUCAUACUUCAAUACUAUGUUUUUUAUUAUUUCUUUAUUCGUUCAUCUGUAGAUAAGUUAAAAAGCCAAUUGGAAAGAGAAUGAAAAAUACCGAAAAUUUCUUCUUCUUAAAGUUUUUUAUUUAUGAGUCAGCUAAAAUCGAUGCCAAAACCAGCAGUAAUGAAAGGGUUAAUUUCGCACUUCCUGUCAGCCUAUUGAGCUGACACUUGGCACACAGACUCGAUGUUGAUGACAACACAUUCAAUCAAAUUUUCAGCCCCACCUCCCAACCCUAUCCCCCAAAAAUCAGUUUUCCUAUUUUGCAAGGGAAGAUGAAGAAAACGCGAUGCCACUAAUUUCAUGAAAUGCGCUAAAUGAGAUUCUUGUUUUAAAAAAAGUGUUUUUUGCGUGUAAUAUCUUCUUUUGUUUUUCUGAAAUAGUUGGAGAUAUAAAUCUGCGGUAGUAAUAGCGAAUGGGACAACUGAAUAUUUAUAUAAAAUAAUAUAAAAUGCAUCUAAAGGAUUUAUAUAAGAAUCUUUGAUUUCCGGGGUAGUUUAUUUUUGAUUUAAACAGUUCACCCUUGUAACAUUUGAAUAGAACAGCUUUUGUUACUAUUAUAGGUGUGGUUCAUAUUUGUUCAAUUCAGAUUAUUUUAUGAAUCACAAAGUGAGCGUUAGAUUAAUCUCAAGCAGUGUGGAAUUAAAUAACCAGUUAGCUCAAUGUGUACUUUUUUUUAUUAAGCAGUAUAUCAGAAUAUGUGUGCUGGAUUGAUCUAGACAAGUGUUUAGUUAAAUAACCAGUUAGCUGUCUGUAUACGUUUUUGUUAAGCAGUGUAUCAGAUUGAUCUAUGUGUGCCAGAUUGAUCUAGACCAAUUUUCAGGUAACUCAUCUGGAUGUUUUUAUUACUGAAUCAAUAAAAUAAUGCCAUGUUGACUCAGCUCCUCACAGCUGGCCGGGACUCAGCUCAAUACAAUUAUUGUGGGUGACACAAUUGUGGUUUAUGUCCUCAAUAUGGUGCCUGCUUUGACCUAUUUGUGCUCUCAUUAAGUUUGGCUCUAGUGUUUAGUAGUGUUUGCGGCUGGACUUAACUGUAUGAUCUAGGCAUUUAUGGAUUUGUCUACUUCUGGUAUACUUUUGUGUAGUUCUUUUGUAAUAGUCAUGUAUUUCUUGUAUACUUGUCUUGGUGUACUGUAAUACUUGUCAUGUAGUUCUGGUGUACUUUUCAAGUAGUCUUGGUGCACUUGUCAUGAUUAAGGAGAUGAAAAGACACAAACUGUCACUGUAUUCUAGCAGUAGGAUAAAAGGAAUGGUCUAAAAAUAGUAAAUCAUCUCAGAUGAUCAAGAGUCUUUUAAUCUGAUUAAGCUUUUGGCAAGUCCAAUCUCCCUUCUUUAUUGUGGUUUAGAAAAAGUAUUUAUUAAAUAGUACAUUAGAUUUACAGCUGGGUCUCUAUAUUAUAGUAUCAUAUAAAUGUCAGUAGCAAUGUUGUUUUAUUUUCUCAUCAUUUUUACAUUUGCAAAUGUAAAUAAAACAAACUAUGCAUUAUAAUAACUGGUAUUUUAUGAUGUAUUUUAUUGGUUGUCAGCAAUGGAAUUAAUGCUGAUGUGAACCAAGUUUUCACAAUUCUUCAUCCUGUGCCGCCCACCCCGAUACACACCUUAGAAACCCAUUUAGUAUUGAAGCCAAAAACAUGCAAGACGACAGUCCUAAGGUCUAGGCAAUAGUAAAACUGAGAGCUAAGGUUAUAUUUUAAGUCCCUAAAGUGGCACUUUUCAACCAGUGUAUCCACAAGAUUAGGAUAUUUAAGACAAAAACAGAAGCUAAAUAAUUUUUUGUGACAUAUUUCAUGCUGAGAAUAAGGCAACUGUACUAUAAUCCAAUUAAGAUAAAUGUGAAAUAUUUUACUUGGAUUCUGCUCCUCACUGACAUUGAUGAAUAAUUUUCUAUAUACUUUAUUGAGUGAAGAGGUUGAAAAUCCCUGGUCUAAGCAAUCAAUGGAAUAAAUUAAUGAGCUGGUCUUGCAGUUGUCAGUUAAGAUGUCUUUGUUUAUAGUAAAAGUCUUAUUUAAGUUAAACUUAACUGCUAGUACAAUGAUGUAUUGUGACCUGUUCAUUAUAUGUAAAAAAAAAAAAAAAAGGGCAGUGAUAUGUUGUCACCUAUUCAUUAUAAUUAUAUGUAGAAUAAAUAAUGAAAUGGACCAUAAACAUAAUUUACUGCAUUCUUGUGUUUUUAUUAAUUAUGAUUAUUUCUUUGGUAACAUAUUUUAUUCCUAGGGGACCUAAUUUUUUUAAAUGAAACCGCAAUAUUAAAAAUAUAU